Molecule: messenger RNA, 543 nt
Organism: Lathyrus sativus (Indian pea)
Lineage: Eukaryota; Viridiplantae; Streptophyta; Magnoliopsida; Fabales; Fabaceae
Source: the annotation of a GenBank genome assembly
AUGCAUGAGUUCAGAGACAAAGAACUACGGAAAACACUUGUCAACAUGGGAUAUAUGUUGACGGAGACAACAUUUAACUACUACCGAGGAAAAACACGAAGAACAAAUAGAGCAGCUUUGGAGUGGAUAGACAGUAUUCCCCGAGAGAAGUGGGCGAGGGCGUUUGACGGAGGACAAUGGUGGGGACACAUGACAACAAAUCUGGCCGAAGCAAUGAACUCGGUACUUAAGGCUACCCGAAACCCUCCUAUUACUGCAAUGGUCAAAUCUACAUACUAUCGUCUGGGAUCGUUGUUUGGAAAACGAGGCCAUGAUUGGACAAAAAUGUUGGCUUCCAAUCAACGUUUCACGGAUAACUAUAAUAAGGUAAUGGCUGAAGAAGCGAGUAAAUCUAGCAGUCGUAAUGUCAUCCAAUUCGAUCGCAAGAGAUUCUGUUUUAUGGUUGCCGAAAGGAUUAAUCAAAAUGAUGGUCGACCAUUAGGAGCUUUUAACGUUGAUCUCAGGAGAGAGUGGUACGAUUGUGGGAAUUUUCAAGCAUUUUAG